Quercus lobata is the source of this 3732-nucleotide messenger RNA. It is a transcript of the gene SSP4, whose product is annotated as SCP1-like small phosphatase 4. The record is from RefSeq and is a predicted model, not a curated record. Bases 206 to 1639 code for a protein of 477 amino acids. The transcript has 7 exons. Gene Ontology annotation, molecular function: phosphatase activity. Lineage: Eukaryota; Viridiplantae; Streptophyta; Magnoliopsida; Fagales; Fagaceae.
CCGUUCGUGGAAGUUAAAAGGAAAAAGAAAAGAGAGAAACAACUAAGUCAGAGACAGAACACACCCACAGAGAGACAGAGAGACAGAGUUUUUCAGCUCCUAUACCAUACCAGUCUCUGCUUCCGAUUUGAUUGUUUGGAGGGUGUUGUUUCCCCACUGAUGUUCCCGAAUCAAGGUUGCGGUACAUAUCAGCAGUUCAGAUCAAAUGCCAUCACUAAAAAUGAAGCACAAUUUGAGCAUGCACUGUUUAAAAGAAAAAUAUGGUCUUCAUGUCUGCCAAAAGUCGAGUAAAGUUUCCAAAAAAUCAUGCUCAUAUGUCAGGAUUACUGAACAAACAGCAGAAUUUGACACCUGUAUUCACAAAUGUCAGGAUGUUUCUUCAAGCACCCAAGUGCCCAUUGAGAACGUUGAAAGCAAUGAAGCUACAGACUGUGCCGAAUUGCCUAAUGAAGAAACUUCUCAGUUUCAGACACAGCCAUCAUUCUUUGUAGAUUCUACAACCAUUGAAAGAAUGGAAUCUACUCACAAUUCAAACUUAGAGACAAUUUUCUCUCCUGCUUUGGAGCCCAUUGAAAACGAUACUGAACUAAAAGCUGACGGUGAUACAGGGAAUAACAAUGAUCCUGACAUGCCAAGGUUGGGAGCUGAUGAUAGUGAUGAUAAUAGAAGCUCAUCUGAUUAUCAAACUUGUGAUGUAUCAGAUUUUUAUAUAUCUGACAUGGUUGUUGCUAGCUUACCUGUCAAUGAGAAUGCUUUUGAUGGUGAUAUUGGUGAUGCAAAUUUUUUUCCUAGUUACGAUUAUACUGAGCCAAGUAUGUUGUUUGAUGUGGCUGAGCAAUACAUAAUGUUGCCUUUCCUUGAGGAAACUGUGAAAAUGAGUGAUAUCAAUGAUGCCCAAUCUGGUGAAGAAGCCUUAAAUGACUCAGAUAAUAACAGCUUGUACCUAGCAAUUGAUCAGAUGAGAUCCUGCAACCAGGAAUUUGAUGUUAACUCUGACUCAGAUCAGGCAGAGUGCUUUGAUCCGCAAGUUUUCAUAAAAAAUUUACCAGAACUAUCAGAUGUGGUGUCAAACUUUCAGGCAACUAUUUUGCCAAAGGAAACUCAGAACAGUAAAGCUGUAACACUAGUACUUGAUUUGGAUGAAACACUUGUCCACUCUACAUUGGAACACCGUGAUGACGCAGACUUCACCUUCUCUGUUUUCUUCAAUAUGAAAGAGCACACUGUAUAUGUGAAACAGAGGCCUUACCUCCACACGUUCUUGGAGAGAGUUGCGGAGAUGUUUGAAGUUGUUAUUUUUACUGCAAGCCAAAGCAUCUAUGCAGAGCAACUUCUUGAUAUACUGGAUCCAGAUGGAAAGCUUAUAUCUCGCCGAGUUUACCGUGAAUCAUGCAUUUUUGCAGAUGGCAGUUACACUAAAGAUUUGACAGUUUUAGGUGUUGAUCUUGCAAAAGUUGCCAUAGUUGAUAAUUCUCCACAGGUUUUCCGGUUGCAAGUCAAUAAUGGGAUUCCUAUAAAGAGUUGGUUUGAUGAUCCGUCAGACUGUGCACUAGUUUCAUUACUUCCUUUCUUAGAGACCCUGAUUGAUGCCGAUGAUGUCCGUCCAAUCAUUGCCAAGAGAUUUGGUAACAAGGAAUAAGAGCCCCUUUUCUUUCUCAUUAGCUUGAAUAUAGCAGCUCCUUGUCCCUCCUGUCUAUUUUUAAGCAAAAAUUUGGCUUCUAAUUUAGAUGCUGAGUUCCAUUUCCUCUUUGAGCUCUUGAAAUAAUUAGCUAUACAAUAAACUAUUUCUUGCCUAAUUGUUGGGUCAGCUCUUGGUGUUUGUUCCGUUCCUUUUCUCCUCUUAGCUGACAAGUUUAUGGAGUGGUUUCUCUAAUUUUGUUGAAAGUUAGUCUUAUAGAUUUUCUCUUAUAUAUUUAAAAUGUACAGUUGAAGUUGCUAUUUGAUCGUAAGGAGGUGUAUAUGAAUUGUUAUAAUAUUGUGAAAUAUAAUUCUUGCAGCCUGCUGCUUGCUUUCCUAUCCUCUGACCUGAGUUUUUCUUUAAUAGUUUUUUUAUUGCUCUUUAUUAUUCUUCCAUCUUUUAUGAAGAAAUACUGUCAAAAUAUGCUUAUGCUAGUAGUAAGAGGUUAUCUUUUCUACUUGUCUAUUCAUUUCUACAAAAUUGUUUGAGGUUUUGACUGUUAAUUCAUUGUUCAUUUUCAAAAAUAAACUAGGAAGUACAUUUAGUGGGAUUAUAAUAUCAUUAAUAUGAACUAUCUUUUCUUUCAGUCACACUUAUGAAAUGUAUGGUGAAUUCACAAGGAAAUGAUUUAACUAUUUCUAUAGAUGAUUGCUCAUGGGAAUCACAAUUAAAUUUCUUUCAGAAGCUAGUUAUCAAAAACGAAUAUCCCAAAAAGCAAAGGUAAACUAAGAUCACAAAAAAUUGAUGCUAUUCCAACUAUCCAGUUGACAAUUGCAUGGUUACCUAAAGGAAAUUACUGUGUAAGUUGAAAUUUGAAACAUAAAACAGUGAUUAAAAAGUACAAGAACUUAUCAAACCCAGUUUAAUAAAUUCUCUUACUUAUCUGGGGGAAAAAAUGUAAACUAAAAUUCUGAUAAGGUUUUGGAGACCUGUUGGGUGAUAAAUAAUACCUACUUUGUUGGUUAAAGCUGAACCUUCAUUUUCUCUUUGUUGCAAUGUAGUCUUUUAUUUUUAUUUCUUUCCCGUUCAUAUCUUCAGAAAACCAUCUCCUUAGCUUUAGGUUUAAUUUCCUCCUUGCUACUAGUAUUACUCCAGUUUUCUAUAGCUUGCUCUUGGACAGGCAUGUUUGUGUAGGAUGCAAAUGUGGAGUGAUUUUGAAUUAGUUGUAUAGCUGGAGUAGUCUGCAAAGAGGGGGAUCUUUAUGAGCAUAUCAGUCUAGUUGUAACUAGUAAAAUAUAUUGACUUUUAACAUAUUUCCAUCUCUGCUAUAUGUGUAGCAAGUCAGUAAUUUAUUUGCUAAUUUAUUGAUAGUAAUGCACAUCCAAUAAUAUUUAGUUUGAAUCAUGACUGCUCUUAGAGUUAUAGGCCAUUGCCUGUAUUAAUAAAUUGAAUAGAAGACAUGGAGUCAUAGAAUUGGAAUUAAGAUUAGUUUAACUAAGUUGAAAAGAUCUCAUAGAGCUAGUUUUGAGAGGAAACUAUGUUCUUUCUCAGGAAGUUUGGGUUUGAGAUGUUCUAAUGCUUGAAGAGGUUAAAUUUAUGCUUUGAUUAAGAACUCAACUGACUGACCUAGCACCCUCAACACCUAAGUUUACCUUACUAGUGACAUUACCGUGGGGUGGGGUAGUUUACCUUACUAGUGAAAUUUCUUAGGAGGCUACCUGUGCUGAAUUAGAAUCUCCUGUAUUGGAUGAUCUGAAUUGUGAAAACCUUUUACGAUUUGAAUUAGAAACUUAUGAGAUGAUAUAUGGGCAAAGGGUUAGGAAAGGUAGUACUCUUGAUAUGGGGCUAUGUUUGAAUUGGUGAAUUAAGAAUUAUAUGAAUGGAAGUGGUUGGUCUGUUGAGAGACACCAUUGAGCAGAUUGUGAAGAGAAAAAUGGUUUGAACUUGUUAACUACAUUGAAGAAUGGGGGAAACAGAUGAUGAGUUAUGGGUGUAUAAAUUACCUGAUUAUCGCUGCUUGUCAUGAUCCUGUGCUGUAUAUAAUAAUCCUUUAUACUUUCACAAUUUUGUAUGCCUUUUCUGCAGGUCGUUUGAAGAAACCUAAUAGAAUAUCU